AUGAAAAGUCACCUUGCUACCAAGGCUUCUUGUAUCAGAUGUGGAGCGGCUGUUGAAGAUGCAGAGCAUGUGCUCCGCCGCUGCCCUGGUUCCGUCUGGGUUCGCGGCCAAUUGGGAAGACUUCUACCAUGGAUUUCAGCUUCUGCACCUUUCCGCCACUGGUUAUUUGGUCACCUUCAGAAUAGAGAUAAUACUCUGUUUUGUGCCAUGGCAUGGAAUCUCUGGAAGUGGAGAAACUCUUUCGUGUUUGAGCAGGUUCCUUGGCAGCCGGGUGAUGUGAUGCGACGCAUUCAUCUGGACACGGUUGAAUUUCACAGGUUGGCCCAGGGCACGCAGCGAUCAAAUCCCAUAGCAUCCGACGGGAUAAAUUCUGUGAUGUUGUAUACUGACGGAAGCUGGAACCCCCAGGUAAAUAGAAUGGGGAGUGGAGGUGUACUUCUGGAUGAAAUUGGCUGCUGGAUUUGUGGUUUCGCAGCAAGUUUAGGUGGCGGUGAUGCUCUCAAGUCGGAACUCUUGGCAAUGAAGAAGGGUCUGACGCAUGUUUGGGAGAUGGGAAUUAAAUCUGUUACUUGCUACACAGAUUGCCUGGAAGCUCAGCAAAUCAUUACAAACAAUCAGGACGUGGACACUUAUUGGCACAAAGAUGAGAUUAUUGCUAUUCGAGCAUUGCUUAACAAGGAAUGGAGAGUGUUUGUUAAUUAUGUACCCCGAGAACGGAACCAAGUUGCUGAUGCCCUCGCCAAGCUCGCUGUUAAUGAGAAUUGGGAUUGGAAGCUCUGGUCUCAACCACAACCAACAGUGAUAUCCCUGCUAUGUCAGGACGUUCUUAGCUAG
Molecule: messenger RNA, 834 nt
Organism: Lotus japonicus
Lineage: Eukaryota; Viridiplantae; Streptophyta; Magnoliopsida; Fabales; Fabaceae
Exons: 1
Coding region: 1-834 (277 amino acids)
Molecular function (GO): nucleic acid binding; RNA-DNA hybrid ribonuclease activity
Source: RefSeq, a predicted model, not a curated record